Miscanthus lutarioriparius is the source of this 1014-nucleotide messenger RNA. Lineage: Eukaryota; Viridiplantae; Streptophyta; Magnoliopsida; Poales; Poaceae. The record is from the annotation of a GenBank genome assembly.
AUGGGCUCCAACGUCAGCCAGGCCGGGGCCCCUCCUCCACCUCCUCCCACAUACGCGUCGACCCCUCCCCCCUUCGCGCCCGCUGCCGCUGACACCGCCUUCGCCACCCCGCCGCCGAAGCCCCAUGAGGAGGAGGCGACCGAGGAGAAGGUGGACUACCUCAACCUCCCGUGCCCCGUCCCGUACGAGGAGAUCCAGCGCGAGGCCUUCAUGGCGCUGAAGCCGGACCUCUUCGAGGGCAUGCGCUUCGAUUUCACCAAGAUGGUCACCCCGUACUUCGCUUUGAGUCACAGCGUUUACAUGGGAUCCACUGAGAUCCCGGCACAGGGGAGCGACGUGAUCAAGGUUCCCACCUCUAAUUAUGAGUUUGGUGCCAACUUUAUCAAUCAGAGGACGAUGCUCAUGGGGAGGGUUUCACAUGAUGGAAGGGAGAACAUCCGUAUCAAGCACGAUAUUACGGACAACCUUUCGUUAAAGAUAAAUGCUCAGUUGACAAGUGAGCCUCACUACUCCCAAGGGAUGCUGAAUUUUGAUUAUAAGGGCAAAGAUUUUAGAUCUCAGAUUCAAUUUGGAAACAAUGGCUUCUAUGGAGCAAACUACAUCCAGAGUGUCACCAAGAACCUUUCCUUGGGAACUGAAGCCUUUUGGCUUGGGCAGCAAAGGAAGUCUGGAGUCGGUGUUGUUGCUCGCUAUGACACAAAGAAAAUGGUUGCGACUGCCCAAAUUGCAACCACUGGAAUGGUCGCGCUUAGUUAUGUACAGAAAGUAUCUGAAAAGGUUUCCCUUGCGUCUGAUUUCAUGUACAACCAAAUGACAAAGGAUGUAACAGCAAGCUUUGGUUAUGAUUAUAUGCUGAGACAGUGUCGAUUGAGGGGGAAACUGGAUACCAAUGGUGUAAUUUCUGCUCUUUUGGAGGAGCGGUUGACUCCAGGUGUCACUUUCCAGUUGUCUGCAGAGCUUGACCACUGGAAGAAAGAUUACAAAUUUGGGUUCGGUAUGGCUCUCGGAGAGUAA